GAUUACGAAUGUAAACAAUACGAAUCAUUGAGUUCGUGUGUUGUACUCUCUCUCUCGGUCAUUAGGUUAAGGUACUUUGUCGGAAUAUAUAACAAUAAGUCGACGCUGUUAUAAAUCGUAUCGAAACAUAUUUUAUCCAAUAUAUUUCAUUCGUACUAUGGUUUUAAAAAGAAUGGGGAUCUCUAUAAGCAGCAAUCUCCAUGCGAUGAGAUUUUUCAACCACGACAAUUAAUAUUAUUUGCGAUAUAAUGUUUAUUUUGUGAUGUAACGAAACGAUAACCAAAACGAAAAAUAGUGUCGAGGAAGAAAUUCGUUUAAUUGUUAUGGUAAACAGUCGAUAAAACAAAAAUGUAGGUCGAUAAUAAUUGAAGAUAUCCUGUUUUACCAUCGUAACACCGAUUCGCAACGCAAUCUACUAUGGCGAAACAUUUUGCGGGAAACAGAUUAAGCAAAGUCGAUUGAAACAAAUCACGCAAUUAGAUAUAUAGGAUUCGUAAAAAGGACCAAGGACGAAAUAUCGCGUAUAAAAAUGAAUAGAUCAACGAUGUUUUUUAUCGCAGUGGGUGUUAUUUCGUCGGAGAUCAUUUGGCAAGGAUAUAAAAGAUAUCGUAAUUUAAGAUGGAAUCCUUUUUUCAAAGGUUCUGCUAUUAAAGAAAAAAAAGAAUCUCUAAUGGAAGUAUUAUUUUUUUCGGAAGAGUCAGCUUUAUGUCGACCACAUCUCAAUUCUCCUAAUAAUUGCAAAAGAUUCAACUGUGCCGUGGCUAAUUUAAAUAAAUUGAAAAAGUAUUUGAAUUCUGCCAAACGUACUAUAGACGUGUGUAUGUACUUUUUUACUUCUCAACAAUUGAGCCAUGUUAUUAUGGAAGCACAGAAGCGUGGAGUCGCAGUUAAAGUUAUAAUCGAUGCUAAUAUGGCACAGUGUGAUGGUAAUCAAGCUGUGGCUUUUCGUAAAACAAGUACUAAAGUUAGAACUAAAGUCUCAGAUAAUCUUAUGCAUCAUAAAUUCGUCAUCAUCGAUGAUGAUAUUCUUAUCACAGGAAGCGCUAACUGGACAAUGCAGGCUUUAUUUGGAAAUACAGAAAAUAUUAUAAUAACCAAUCAUUCUGUAUUAGUAAAACGAUUCGUAGAUGAAUUUAAAAAAUUGUGGGACAUAUAUGACAAAGAUUUUGUAGAAUCAGCUUCGCUUGAAUCCCAAGGGAUAGAAAUAAGACAAUUGAAAACGGUAGAAAACAGAUAAUACUAAUAAUAACGAUAUUAUGGUACAGCGUUUUUUAUUUUUUAUAAAGGGAAGUAAAUUUUUAAUUUUGUAAUAAAUAUCGAUAUUAUUUUUUUUUUAAGUAGGUUAAUCAUUUUAUAAUUAUUUAUGUUUAAUUUCACACGUAAUGUCAUAUUUUUGUGAAGUUUUAUCUGUGUCUUUAGUGCAAAUAUCAUGGGUCUUUGUGCUCGGCGAUGGAAUUUAUUUCUUAUAAUAUUAAGCCAAAGUAAACUUUGGGGGAGUUACCAUGA
Messenger RNA from Vespula vulgaris, 1506 nucleotides. RefSeq lists its product as uncharacterized. Gene Ontology annotation, cellular component: mitochondrion. Gene Ontology annotation, biological process: piRNA processing. The record is from RefSeq and is a predicted model, not a curated record. The transcript is spliced from 5 exons. Lineage: Eukaryota; Metazoa; Arthropoda; Insecta; Hymenoptera; Vespidae. Bases 530 to 1237 code for a protein of 235 amino acids. Gene Ontology annotation, molecular function: RNA endonuclease activity producing 5'-phosphomonoesters, hydrolytic mechanism.